This is a messenger RNA of Belonocnema kinseyi, 6297 nucleotides long. RefSeq names its product centrosomal protein of 290 kDa-like (gene Cep290). The transcript has 23 exons. The coding region runs from base 52 to 6255 and encodes 2067 amino acids. NCBI's taxonomy places the organism in Eukaryota, Metazoa, Arthropoda, Insecta, Hymenoptera, Cynipidae. The record is from RefSeq and is a predicted model, not a curated record.
GAAAGGUUAAGUUUUGAUAAAUGCAAGUUGAGAUCAGUAUUUACCGGAAAAAUGGUCGAAAUAGAUUGGAAUCGUGUGUUAUCCAUAAAUCCGGUGUCUCUCAAAGACGAAGAAAUCGAAGAUUUUUAUCCUAUGGUGGCAGAAUGCGAUAUAGAGGAAGUUAGUAACAUACAUAACCUCAAAGCCUUAUUCAAGAUUUCACAGGAAAUAUUACAAUAUAGGGAUAAUCAGGUCGAAACAUUAAUAACAGAAUGUGAUGAAUUAAAAGAAAGGAAUCUUGAGGCAAAACCGUUUUCUCCUCUUAAACAAAAGUCAGGGAGGAAAUCGGAAGUUAUGGAUGAAAGUGGAAUUGAUUCGCAGCGUGACUCUGGAUACGAAGAAAGUGUUCAAGAAAUGAUACGUGAGAAAAACAGUAAAAUAGAAACACUCAUGCAAGAACUUGAGGGCUUAGAGCAAGAAAAUACAGUACUAAAAAACAAUUUAACAUUAUUAAAAGAUGAAAUGGAAGAUGCUACAGAGAAAAUGAAUGAAAUGUCUGACGAAGUAGAGAAUCUUCGUGAUAAUGUUAAUAUUUAUAAAGAGAAAUCAGAGCAAUUGGAACAAGAAAAUAGUGCACUUUUAACGCAAAUUGAGGAAUUGGCUGCUCAACAAGUAGAUAGGGAUAAACUUAUUGACGAUUUUGGUGCAGCUAUUGAUGCCAGAAUUGUGGAGUGGAAAAGUAUUUUAGAUGAAAAAGAUACCGAAAUUAUACAACUGAAAGAAAACUUAUCACAGACAUUACUGCAGCCUUCGACAUCAUUCAAAGGGCAAAACUCACCCCAAAUUGUAAGCUUGAACGAAGAGAUCGAUCAUCGAGAUAAAAUCAUAUCUGAAUUACAAAGUAAACUCUCAGAAGCUGUUGCCGAAAUUAACGAAGGUUGCUCCGUCAUAGAGAAACUGAAAACGGAUGUUAAAUUAACGGAAGGGAGUAGAAGAAAAAAAGAGCAGCGAGACUGGUUGAGAAAAUAUAAUGCAGCAAAUGAAAAAAUGAAUAAGCUUCAGGAAUUAUUAGAGACUGCAGAGAAUGAUGCGCGAGUUAAGAGCAAAGAAUUAUGUGAGGCUCUUGUUACACUUCGGAAAUACGAAGAUCACGAUCAAGGUUUAACUGACACUCUUCGCGAGUUGAAAGAGGUGAAAGAUCAAUUAAAUCAUAAAAAUGAAUACAUCAAAGACCUUGUGAACGUUAUUAACAAAUUGGAAGCGUUAAACUCACAUCAGGAAUUCCAGAUAACUGCUCUGCGAGAAAAACUUGGAAUGUCUGAUGAAGAUGAAAUUUCAGUAGGUCAUAUUAUCCAAAAGCGGCAAGAAGAACAAAAGAAAAUAAUUGAGCUGGAAUACAUUAAUAAAGUAUUGAAGGAAGAAAACAUGGAUCUUAAAUCAGAUAUAAGAACAUUGAAAUAUAAAUUUAAAAAAUUAGCUACCAAAUUUGUUGGUCAAAGCGGUAUGUCAAUUAAAUCAGACACAAUCGAUAAUCCUGCUGGUUCAGCGAGGAGUUUAUCAAAAUCAGACGAACCUUGGUCCACCGAGCGAGAAAAAGAGUGGUUGUCCGAUAAAAUUGAACUUAGCAAAAUAAAGGAAAACGUGCAACUCGUUAUUGAAGAAAACGAAGCACUUAGAAAAGGAAUGCAUGAAAUAUUGGACAGUAUUCGUAAUCAAGACGCUAAAAGUGCAGUGGAAAUUCAAUCUGAUACCCUGGAAAGAUUACUCGAGGCUUUGGAUGUAAGACAUUUAGCCGGCUGGUACCAUCCAGCUAUGAGAUUGCAGGAACGCCUUAAUGUUGUACAAGGUAUCAACUCUGAGUUAAGGACACAAGUUAAAGAACUGAGAAAAGAAGUGAAGGCAAAAGAUGUUCUCCUUCAUCGUGCCGGAGUCGGAAUUACAUCCACAGAAGAAAAAUCGAAUGCAGAAGAGUUUGAAGCGGAAUCGAAGGUUAAGAUCUCCGAAGUAGAAAAACUGCAGGAAGUCUAUCGAAACGAUUUGGAAGAGUGGCAGAAGAAAACAGAUUUUCUCAAACAGGAGGGCACUGAUCUGAAAGAUAUGAUCAUCAAACUUGAGUUAAAAUUGCAGGAAUAUGAGAACAAUUGGAACGUCUUGGAAUUGAGCGAAGACGACAUUCGCAAUGCACUAGCAUCUAAGAGCCAAGAAUACGUAGAAGCGAUCAUGGAACUCUCCAUGUCCAACCGAAAGUGUUCCAUGCUUGAAGAACUUCUGAGUAAAGAGUCUGCGAAACUAUAUCACGUGCAAAAGGAAACAAUCAAGAAAGAGUGCAAUUUGAAAAAGUAUCUAGCUGAUUCUGAGAAACGGACAAAACUUUUGGAGAGUCAAGUUGCGAUGCUUCAGAGCAAUCUGCUGAAUUCUAUCAGUGUUUUGCAGUACAAUGAACUGAAUGAGAAAUAUGUCGAAUCUAGCAUUCGUCUUCGAGCAGCUCUUGAAGAUCGAGUUCUUCAAAGAGCUAAGAGCCAAACAAUUGAAAAUGAGGAACAUGAACAACCUGAGAAACUUGAGCCUCAGCCGUCAAAGGUUGAUGACAAUGAUUCUAAUCAAUUAGCGGAGGUGAAGAUUAAGUUGCUUGAAGAACAACAACGUGCUGAUCGCUUAUCACAAUUGUACGACAAGUCGCGAAAACAAUUGACCCAAAUCGAAAUGGAUUUAGGUCGAGCUACUGCCUUAAAUUCUGAAUUAAGAGACCAGCUCAUACAGUUGCAUCAGACAGUUACGAACGAAAUGAAAUCGCAAAAUGUGCAGCAAUCGGAUAUUGAGGAGAUGUUGCGUGAAUAUCAGAAACGAGUCGACUCACUGCAUUUGGAGAAUAGGAACUUGAAACAAUUGAAUGAUGUUUCUAAGGAAGAGGCUCAAAUGCACUACACAAUUAAUUCAUUGAAGACUGUCGAAUUGGAUAGUUUGAGACACCAGGUUUUGGAUUUGCAAGCCAUCAGCGAAGACAAAGAGACGAUUGCUAGAUUAGGUUUUGAAUUGACUAAUUGCAGGUCAAUGGAGAUGGAAUUGAGGAAAAAGAAGGAGUUGCUGGAAAAUGAUUUGACGGAGUUGAGGGAAGAAAUUGAGGAAUCUAAGAAGUCUAGUGAUGAGAUGAGGAAACAGAUGCAACAGUGUCGUGAAGAGUGUAAUAAUCGUUGCAGAACUUACAUGGAAAUGAUUCGAUUUUUGCAACAACAAUACGCAGGAUCGACUUCUACGACUGCAUGGGAAAGGUAUGAGUUGAAUUUGACGAAGUUAAUGAGUGAUCGUUCAGAAUGGACUAAAAAAACACAGGAAGUGAAUGAAGGACUUGAAAAAUUGAAGCUACAACAGGAAAUGUUAUCAAAUCGAUUGCAUAUUGUAGAACGUUUGAAAGAUAUGCUAGAACAACAGAUUGGCAGUCCUGAUGUACAUAGUAUAAUGAAUCGUUUUUCGGAAGAUUCUCAACGAACUCUUAGUGAUUUGAAAUAUAAAAGACAAAUUUCACACCAAGAGUACGAGCUGCAAAUUGCGAAUAAGAAACUGUUAGAGUAUGAGGCGACUCUUACCUCGAUAGAAUUUGAGAUGCUUAAUAUGCAGAAAGUUUGGAAAGGAAAACCGGAACGAGAAAAAGAGAUCAUCGUCCAAAUGGAGCCAGAACGCUUGAAUCCGGAAGCUGAAUCAGAAAAACCAGAGCGAGAUUUGAAAAUCCCGAAAGAAAUUGUAAAUGUUAAAGCAGACCAGGAAAAAGAUAUUAUCAAAGUAAAAGAAGAUAUUUUAGAAAAGAAAAUAGAAAUAGUUUCCAACUCGACUCAAACGGAUAUAAUAAAUAGCUCUUCAGUCGAAGUUCAAUGUGAAUUUAAUCUUCGCUGUACUGAAGCAAAUGAUACGAAAAAGAUUAAGGAAAAUGAAAGAGUACAAAAUAAAAAGGAAAUUGAAAAAGAUGAUAAUGUUAACACCUUUAUCAAUGAACAACUAAGCAAGGCAUUGGAACUCGCUUCUGAAAGAUCCGCAGUGAUUCUAAAAUACGAGUCGCAACUUGCAGAAUUUCAGACAAAAAUAAUUUCACUGACUGCAGCUGUUGAAGAAAAAGAUGGGAAACUGCUGGACCGAGAUAAAAUUAUUGAACAAUUGAAAAGCGAUUCGAAUGUAUCAAACGUUGAUGGAUCUGACAAAGAAGCAUUGAAAUCGACAAUAAAUAGUUUGCAAAAAUUAGUUAAUCAAAAAGAAGAGACAGUGUCUAGAUAUCAGAUGUUAUUAAAGGAAGAUAGAGAUGAACAUAGUAGAGCUGCUAGUAGUUUACAAGAGGAAAUUAAACAUCUGCAAGACAAAAUUUCAAAGAUGGAAAAAGAAGCCGUAGAAAAGCAAGUCUUUGAAUUUCCUGAGUGUGAUGACAAACCAGAGAAGGAGGACUCUGCAAAGGAAAAUUUAAAUAAAGAUUUAGAUUCGGAAGUUGACACUGCUAGAUUACAGGAAAGAAUUUCAAUGCUUGAAGCAGAUUUAAAAGCUGCAAAGGAACUUGGACAACGUUGGCAUCGAUUAGCUGAAGACAGACUAAGUCAUAUAGACGACAUGAGAUCAAGACUUGAAGAGCAACAUAAAUUGGAAUUGGAGAGUUACCGAUUGGAACUUCACAAGUGGCAGUGUGAAACAGUUUCGUUAAGACAACAAUUUUCAGAAAAUCGGAUGCAGUUAGCAAAAGAAAAUAUAGCAUUGGCCAAGGACUUGCAAGAGAAAGAUAAUAAGAUUCAAGAAAUGAGUAUUGCAUGCCAGCAAUUGGAGACCGAACUUGAAGUUAUGGAGACAGUAGCGAAUGCUCAACAAGCGACAAAUUAUGAUGUCCGAGAACCCAAAAUGUGCGAGACAAUGCAUAAUUCAAGUCGUGAGCAAGUCAUUAAUCAAUCACAAACUCAAGUGGACUGCCUGCGGCGACAAUUGCAGACAUUACUGGACAAGGAAAGAAUGUACAAGAAUCAAAUCGCAGACUUAAAACAACAGCAAAGUCGAAGAUAUAUGGCAACAAAGACUCAAGAAAAGAAGAUUUCUCAACGUGAACUUCAACUGGAUCGGAAAGUUAAGUCUCUAGAAGAAGAGUUACAGAAAACGAAGGAACAAUUGAAUAGAGAAUCUUUAGUUCAUGAGGUGAAAAAGGCAAAGACAGCAGAAGAAUUGGCAUUAUGGGAAAAGCAGAAAAAAUGGCAACAGACGGCUGAAAAGUUGAAAGAAAAAUUAAAAGAGAAGACUGAAGAAUUGCAAAAAUUACAAACCAAUCACGAAAAACUUCGUUCUAUUGUUUCCUGUAUGGAAAGAGAAAAGUGGUAUUUAAGGAGUAAACUCAAGCUGGAAAAAAACGGAAUGUCUUCAGGAUUUACGUUCUAUCCACCAGUUUCUACGGCUGAUUUAAAUAUUGUUGAAGAUCUGCAAAAAGAGUGUGAUUUACUGAAAAGUAGAGUUAACGAACUUACAGAACGAUUAGUUCAUGAGGAUAGUAGUCAACUUAGGAGCAUAAUUGAAGAACAAAAGAGUCGGAUAUCUGCCUUGGAAUCUGUCGCUGAAGGAAAUGCGCAUGUGUUAAGUCAAUUAGAAAAUUUGGAAUCAAUCAAACACGCUCUAGAAAAGACUAAGUUAAGACUAGAGUCUGAAAACUUUGAACUUCGCGUGGAACUUGAAAAAGCUACUAUGGAUACUCCUAACCUUAGACAAAAAAUUGAACAUUUGGAAAAGUACGUGGAGAUUUUAAAAGUUGAAAAGCUCUCUGAAUCAAUUCCUUUAUCAUCAGAGAGACUUUUGCAAAAGCCAAGUUCAAAAAAAUCAAUACCAGAACUUGAAAAAACGAUUUUUGUUUUGAAAAGAAUAGUUGAGAAACUUGAAGCUGAAAACAAAAGGCUGAAAGCUAAGAAUGGCCAUCGACUGACCCAAAUGGGGAAGUCAACUACUAGAGAUACUGAUUCUACGUUAAAAAAACAGUGUGAGUUAGCAAAGCAACGUGUAGUAAGUUUAGAAACAGAUUUACAAUUAGCAGAACAAAGGAUAGCUAUGUUAGAAAAUAGUCAAAAAUUAUCUGAUGACAAUAAUGGCGAAGUCAGUGAACUAAGACAUCAUUUAGCUCAUAAAUCAGAACUCUUAGAUAAGGUUAAAGUAUUACUUACAAGGGCAGCGAUUAACGAGAAGGCUCUUCGACAAAAGGUACAUCAGUUGGAAAUGAGACAAACACUUAGUACAAUACCAGAAUGCUACGUAACACCGCCAGAUACAACCUAACAAUUCGUAAUGUGAUAGUUGUAGGUUAAAAAUAUAGUUGUA